AUGUGGCUUGCGAACCCGCUGCAUAAGAUCCGUGAGGAGUGGGUGCAGGCGCUCACCCUGCGCUUAGAACUCUAUAAUGAGCAGGAGCAGCUCAACGAGUGCGAUCUCAGCGUGAUUGUGGCUAUGAUCUCAAUUCUGCUACGCAACACCACUCCACAGACGUGCCCGGCGCUUCCUACCAUCACCCUUCUGCUAAAGUGUAUGGCUGAAGGAGGCAUGAGUGCUUGGAUAGAGCGCGAGAUCCUCUUUGAACCACUUUUUCAUCUACUCGAAGACGAAUCACUCCUGCGGCGAGAGCCGAAGACGCUCCUCAGAAUCGUCGAAACAUUUCUGUGCGCCACCGCCGCUGAUACCAAGGAAAACGCGGGGGGGAGCCCACUGGAGGGCAUCCAGCAAGGCUCCACGGCGAGCAUCUCCUCCCGGUUGGUUGGGUUGGGGAUUACGCCCGUCUUAAACACACUUCUGCAGCGCUUGCUCAACCUUGAGGCCGCGUCGGCGGACGAGGAAGCCGAUAGUACAUUCGUGCGGCAUUCCAUUAUGAGCGCCGUUUGCGGGAUUUACCGCAAUUUAAGCGCGGGCUACGCGCAUCAUCUUCGGGAAGUGGGGACGGUGGAGCUGCUUUUGGCUGUGCUAGAGGCUAUGGCAGCCUACACCGUCAUCGUGGCGGCUGCUUCUCGAGCUUUAGUGAAGUUUGUCUUCGACGUGGACUCCCUGCGAGCGCUUCGGGACAACAACCGCGUGAUAUCAGCAGCGGCCACGGCGUUAGCGCACCAAAUUAGCCUUCGCAAAACGAAGCAGUCGAUCCGCACCGAGGAUCGUGAGCAGGGCGAAGAAAGCGAGGCGUCGUACCUGCUUCUCCUGGUAUCCCGUCUUUGCAGCGUCAUCGGGCUCGUCGUGCAGGGCUCCCCAUCGCAUCGAGAGUACUUUGUGCAGCACCACACGAGUCUGUUGGAGGAGCUGGUAAAUCAAUUUGUGGCGAACACGCCACACCGGCCACCGCUCCCCGGGGCAUCCUCGCCGAUAAGCGAUGGGGGUGAGCAGGGCGAGAUGACGGUCGUGCAAGGCGCGGUGUGGUUGGUUGGGGUGGCAGCGACGAGCCCGCAUUGCAACUUGGAGUUCGUCAUGCGGGUUGCCGCCAUGCUGGUGCGAUAUCUGACGGAGCUGGAGUUCACCCCCGCCACCCGGCUGAAUGCCAUCUACGUGCUCAUGUGCAUCAGCAACCUAUCCUGCCACUUCCACCGGAUGGAGGAUGAUAACGAAAGCAGCGACGAGCUUCUUGAGCUUUUCAACACCUUAGGCCCCAUCCUGGCGGGGUUCCUUUUCGAAGGCGACGUCGAAGCCACCGUCGAGGCCACCCGGGUGCUGGGAAACGUCUCUUAUACCAGCGCUGGCCGUGAUUGGAUGGAAGCGAACCGCUGCGAUGAGGUGGUAGUGAUUUUUGCCGGACAUGAAGAUCUGCGGAUUGUGUACAACUGCUUUGGGAUACUUCUCAACUUAACGGCGGGCACGCGCUGCCGCGUCGUCGAGGAUCCUCAGCUGCUUAAAAUGCUCUUGCAACACACGGAUCGAUACACGCGGCGGGAUGACAUUGACAAGGCAGCCGCCGAGGAAGGCAGCCGUCUAAGACAGACGCAGGGCGCCGGGGGGGGUCUUCACCGGAUUCACAAUCUUACGCCCCUGUCUCCACGAGAUUUAAAAGAUGCCGGUUCCUCCGCCACCUCCAUCGACGCACCGGAGGCGUUGGCGAAAGAUUACGCCGAGCAGACAGCAGACUUGGUGGAGAAAUUGCUUAUGAAUGUUAAAGGUCUGGUGCUAUGCGCCGCAGACGAAGAAGCUGAGGAGUCUGAGGAGGAGUCGUGA
Messenger RNA from Phytomonas sp. EM1, 1860 nucleotides. The record is from the annotation of a GenBank genome assembly. NCBI's taxonomy places the organism in Eukaryota, Euglenozoa, Kinetoplastea, Trypanosomatida, Trypanosomatidae.